UCCGUCCGUCUGUCUGCCUGUCUAAUCUGAACUCAGUGUGGCUUUUGCUGUGCUAAGGGGAGGGUGUGUUGCUCGUUGCUCCGGGCUUGUUCAUGUGUAUAGAGUUCCAGCAUGAGAGUGUGGCGGGUGGUGUGGUAGGGGUCGCGAGGGUCACCGCUGCAGGUCAGGAGGGAGGAGGAGGAGGAGCCGCCCCAGGGACGGCCGGGGAGGGAGGAGGAUGCAGGUGCACAGCGUGGUGUCGGAGGCGGUGGUGCGGCGGGCCUUCUGGGUGGAGUGGUUCCACAACACGCCACACAUCAACCUCACGCUCCAAUACGUCAACUCCACCUUCAACCCUUUCUCCCCCAUAUACCAAGAGAGCCUUGGAAUCAUUGGGUCGGUCCCCGCUGGGCUGCUGAUCUUGACGCUGCUGGUGCUGUUGCUGUACCUGCUGACGCGAUGCUGCGACAACCGCCCACGCAAGCCGGGCUCCAUCACCUGCCUCAAGGUCACCCUCGUUCUCUUCGCAAUCCUGACGCUGGGUGCGCUGGGUGUGAGUGUGUGGGGGAACGAGGAGGUGCAUGAGGGGGUGACACAGACGGUGCACUCCCUCAACAACAUCAGCAGCAUGGUGCACUCCCUCAGCAACCAGACGUACAUGUUUGACGAGACGAUUAGAAAAAACUUGGAGCCACAGCUGAACCUCUUCAAAGAGACAGUCCAGCGAGAGAAGAUUGACAACUCCACCGUGAAAAUGUUCAUCAUAGAAAGUCUUCACUACAUGCAAGGGAACAUAUCAGAAGUCCUUCUCAUCAAUGUGGAUGAUAUUAACUCUAUGAUGUCCGGGGCAGAGAUGGGCGGCCUGGUGCGGUUGCUGGGCUUGGGUGAGCUGGGCCGGUGGGUGGGCACGCUGGGCUUGACAGGCAUCCUCAUGAUGGUGGUGCUGGUGGUGAUGGUGGGCGUGGCGCGGCACUCCAGGUGUACACUCAUCACGUUUUCAGUGCUUGGACUCCUGGCCAUGAUCCUGUGCUGGGGCCUGACUUCACUCUACCUGGUGACCUCUGUUGCACUAUCAGACUGGUGCAUGGACCCAAACCCCUUCCUGGAGGAGCAACUUGGCAAGCUGGUUUCUGAGAAGGUGCCCUCCUACUACCUCCGCUGCGACCCCACCCAGGCCUCACCCUUCACCCGCUACCUGACCCACGCCCAGCAGGCCGCCAACAUUGUACUCACGUCCCUCAGCAGAGUCACCCGCAUCGCCGAAGCUCACUAUGAGUCCAAACUUAUUCACCCUCGGUUGGAUCACAUAAGUGCGUUUGUGAACCAGUCUCAGCGCAGCCUGGGGAGGGUGGCGGCCCUGCUGGAGUGCCACAAGUUGCACCACCACUACCACACGGCCCUGAGUGCCACCUGUGACCAGGCAAUGUCUGGUGUGGUGUACCUGUUAUUGUCGGCUGCUGGCAGUGGCCUCCUCUUCACCAUCCUGGUCUGGUUCACCUCCCACACCUGGAUCUACCUCAACCACAAAGCUGAACCUGGGUCCUGCGAAGAGCGUGACCCAUUUUUGCCGGGUCGAGGGUCAAGGGGAGGGACCCUCACCUCCCUAGGGGGUCCGGGGUACUCCAGGCCGCGCCACUCCCACACGCCGCCCCAGACGCCGCCCUUCCCGGGAACCUUAAAUGGUCGGCUCUACCAUAGUGACGGGAUGGGAAGUAUGGGAGGAGGCAGUGGGUCCGCCCCCACCACAGUAAGUACAAUGGGCAGAGGGGACAACCACCACCACCACAACCACCACCACCAUUCUCAUAGUCACUCUCUGGGCCCCAACCAUGGCCAGUACGCCACCCUCUCCAAGCAGUGCAAGACUCUCGAAUCAUCUGACUUCUACUAAAGGACGCUGGGCACCCCGCUAACUGCAUGGUUCUCCUCACAGUGUUUUGUAGUGUCCCUUGGUUGGUUCUCCUAACAUGCAGAAAACAUUAAACAGUUCUAAUAAUGCUGUUUGUAGAUUGUUCAGUGUCAGCAUGUGGUGAAGUACAAGUGUAUGGUUUAUUUUGUACCGGAGAUGUCUGGCCAUGUCAUCUAUGGAGCAGUUAGUGUCUCUGUACCACUCAAGCUGUUCUGAGGCAGCAACAAGGACAGUAUCGUCUGCAGGCUGACCACAGCUGUGAGGGGAACUGCUUCUUGGAUGAAACAUGCUAUUGCCAUUUGUUAUUCCAAUUCCAGUGUCGCUGUAGUGUUGUUGUUUGGUGUCUUUCCUCGCCAUCACUCACUCAUCUUUGAAAAAAUUUCAUGUCAGUGUAAUUUGUGUCCACCUAUGAUCAUUUUGCUGCAUGCUUCCCAUUAUUAACAUUUUGUAUGCCUGGACGUUCAAAUCCUUCCCAUGGUAACACUCAUGCUAUCAGUGUUGCUUUGCCUGGACAUACAGUGGAAUGUAUUGAAUAAUCAGUUAUUACAUGAUUUCGAAGAGUUUGGAAAGAAAAAUUCUUAGCUCACUUUGAUGAAAUAAAUGAUAAGAAGCAUUUUAUCUCUCCAUCAUUGCAAUGCUUCAGUAAUGAUAUGGAAUAGUCAGCCUGCACAUCUGGAGGGAUGGAAAAGUAAUAUUCUACUGUAUUUUUCUUUGUUGUUUCUUUUCUAAGAAGUAACAUAAACCACGUCAAUAUUUGUUGCCAUGGUGCACUGUAGAGGUAAAUCUGCCAGUGUCUUUAUUGUUUGACCAGUUGACAGACUGUAUUAAACCUUUUUCCUCUUCAUGUUUGUACAUACUCCAUAGAUAUUGUUUUGUUUAAUAAAUGUUAUUAUUUAUUGAGCACUUUGGGACCAACUGUUUGGGAACUUGGUCAUGUUGGCACAACUUGUAAUGCAACCUCAAACAAUUACUUCCAACCCUUGACAUUAUUUGCAACUAUUAUUAAGGAAAGAUGAUUUAUGUGUAUGUGGUCACAGGUGUUUUUUUCUGCGCAAACAUUAUGAAGUGUUUGCAUUUUCAUACACAUUUCUUUCACACAAUUUAUUAUACCAAUGAGCUAAAAUGUGUUGGGUGUAUACAAGGAUAUUCUUUGUUAUACUUAAUAUUUUAUUGUGUUGUUCACCAUCACCUUCACGUUAAAUUUUAGGUGACUGCAAAUGCUUGGAGAUUAUCAUUACAGUGAAGAAUAUGUUAUGGUUUGCUUUUGUUGCUACUCCAAAGUGUUCAUACUUAAUCCUUUCACCAUUGUGUAAAUAACAAGCCACUGAGUAUGUUUUCCAGUCUGCACACACCAUCCAGGAAAACAAAACUGCUCUGGAAAUGUGUGUGUACAUAUAAAAAUGAGAUUGUGUAAAAAUCAAGUAUGGUACACUGUUUUGUCAACAGUUUAGUUUAUGCCAUAGCUCAGUAAUCCAGAGUGUUUUCCCCCUGACGUGAAUGAAUACUAGCUGGAAUGGUGCAUACAGAAUGGCAGCCAUCCUCUGUGCGCUACCACCACCAUUGUAUUUUACACCAUAGCCCUGAAGCAGCCAUGUCCCUGGAGGCACAGGAAUAACUAAUGCUCUUGUGAAGAAAAACAGAAGUACUAUUAGGACUCCACUAGGUUUUGCAGUUGCUUAGUGACCAUAUUCUUUUCCCCUCAUUAAAGGAGUCAGACCAAGGGCAAAGCAUUUAUAUAUAAUAGGCACAAUAUUUAUACUAUUAAUGAAUCUCAUCUAUAUUUCAUACAGAGAGCUGUACAUGAAGGUGGUAUACCUGUAUCAAGGCAGUUCACUUGUAUUACAUUCAUUUCUCUAUGGUGUCUAAGCACAGUGGAGUGUGUUCAUCCUUUUUGUAACGUUGAACUUGCCACUGCACUGACUGCUAUCUAUUGCCACCCUUGCAAACAAACUGUCUUAAGUCAUUUUGGGGCCAUUUUCAGAUUAUUGGCUAAAUUAUUUUUCAUCGUGUGAUGGUACACCUUUUGGUAUAACUGCCUUUACCAUUUUUGGGUGUGUGUUCUAAUAGUUGCCUUAACCUUUCAGUCUAUCACAAAUUGACUGGAAAAUGAAAGUUUAUUUUGAAAAAUAGAAGAAAUGACUUAGGCAAUUAGUUUAUAAAGGUGAUGAAAUGGCUUUGUUAGGGCAAGGGAGGCAGGCCAAGCACAAGGCUCAAUAUUGAGAGGAAAUUCUCACAACACGCUGCUCUUUUAAACAGAAUGCACAAAGACAGAUGAAGGAGAGUGAUCAGUUGGAUUGGAGUCAUGUCAUGGUCCUCCCCUCCUCUCUCCUCUGUUAUUCAAGGGUUGAUAAUCUAAGUUGUCUGGUGUCACUAAGCACAGUUGGAUGGAUGGAUGUGCACAAGGUGGAGUAAAUUUAUUCUUUUUGUGACAUGACACCAUUGUACUCACUGGCAUUUACUUAUCCCGAUAUCAUUAUAUUUUUACGUCAAGGAGGGCAGGCUAAGGGCAGUAUGCACUCUUAAGAGGAAAGGCCUGCCUGCCAAUCACUGUUCCUACACAAGAAUAUAGAAGAUGCCAAAAACAGCUACCCUAUGAGUCAAGGUCAGAGUGGUGUCUUGAUGCUCCCCUCUCUCCUCUAUUGUUAAAGGGUUGAUAUUCUAAGUUUUUAUUGUUCAUAGCCAUGGAGGAUGGACGUACACCCCGUGGAGUAUGUUAAUUCCUUCAGCCACACUUGACUUGCCAUCACGCGGACUGAUAUCUAUUUGUGAAGGCUUGGUACUCUUAAGUUGUCCAUUGCUUUGCGUUUUUGUCACUCACAACAUUCUUUUUAACAUUGCUUGGCAGUAAUGUACACAUGAUAAACAAAACUAUUGGUUUAUGUCCCUCACUAGCAAAAGCUCCCAACACUUAAGAUAGUAAGACAUUGAUAGUCUUGCAUUCAUGACGAUGGUGAAUAUUUUAUUAUCUGCUGUCUCCCUUUCCUCAUUUGCCCUUAACAGGCAGGCAGAUAGGCAUACCAACACUCCUGGGACCCCUAAAGGUGCACUGACCAAUUGUCAACCCUGGAACACCACUGGCCUGAUACUUUUCUUUAUCAAGUGUAUGUGGCAGUGGCGGAUGUCCUACAACAUUAAUUUAGACACAAAUGUUAGUGAGCAUUCAGUGAAUAUUUGUAGGUAAUAUAUGUGGUUGACAGACUUCCUCAGCUAAAUUUUUUCAUUGGUUAUGCUGUACAUAGUUAAUUAAGGAUACGAUUAUUAUGCUGGAAGAAAUGUUGGGGUUUAGUCUUGCAUCAAAAGCUCAAAUUAUUUAGUGAUCACUAAAUUAAAACCAUUCUUUCUAAUGUAAAUAAAUAAUUUUAAGAUCAUUAUUAUUAUUAUUAUUAUUAUUAUUAUUAUUAUUAUUAUUAUUAUUAUUAUUAUUAUUAUUAUUAUUAUUAUUAUUAUUAUUAUUAUUAUUAUUAUUAUUGUUUUCAUAAUGGUGAAAGGAAUCUUAGAGAUUAUUCUAUCAAAAAGCUCAAAUUAUUUAACUAAGUGCCAUAGACUAUUUGAGUUGUAUCUUAAUAACUGUUAACUUGUUUCAGUAUGAAAUUAAUCUAGUCAUAUGUGUUGAGUAUAGAAGUGGAAUUAGUUGGCAGCCUAGUUAGUCAUGUACAGUGGAGACUAGUGACAACUUAUUCCUGAACCAGGUGUUCCCAAAGGCUUGUGUGCUUGGAGCAGCCAGUCAGGCUCCUGGCAGCAGUUUGGUUCCAGACAGUGAAUGUGUAGGAUGUGACUUAUGACUGAGUCCUAACACGUUCGCAGGCAGCAUUGCACAUCAGAUCCAAUUCAAUGAAUCAAAUCUUCGGCCAAAGCAUUCAUGUAGUCUUAGUGUUUUCAAACAUAAGGUAUGGUCACCAAUUCAUAUGUAUCAUUCCAGUUACUGUAUACACUCAUGCCAGAUUUCAUUGUAAUGGUUCAAGAUUCUAGGGACCCUGAAGGCCUCAAGCCAUGAAGCACUCCAUUCCUCAGCUCUUGAAAGUCUGGCCUCAAUGUCCUUAUCUGUGCCCAAGGCAUUACACAAUCCCUUGUAAAGGUCACCCUCUCCAAGGCUAUGAUACUUUGGAUUGUGAAAAAUUUCAACCUCCUAGAAAAGGCCUCGCUAAAUAUAGCCAUAAAAGAUGGCUAAAAAGGCAGAUUUGUACCCCAGUAUGUAUAAAGAUGUUCAUAGAGCAGAAAAACAGCUUGAAAAUUGAGCUGAGGCAUGACAGUGAUUUAUAGCCAGAAUAUAGAUUGGUGAAUAUUCUUUGCUUUGACAAUUGCAUUCAUUUUCAUAGUUCAGCUCAAUAUUGCAGAAUAUUUUUUAUCCUGAUCUUAGUACUAAGUGGAAUGGUGCAGACAGACUUGUGGGCAUAGCCUCUAUCUUCUGCAGCAUUUAGUUUGCAGUUUGUUCAAGGCCAGUGGGGAUUCCAAUAUUCAUAGAAUAAAAAGGAUAUUGAGAUUUUCAACAAGCCUGCAAGAUGAUGUAACUCGACCCUCAGCUAAACGUUUUAUGGGUUGCUUUGUGGCAUUUAUGAUUUCGGCGCCUCGUGUGUGUGGCGCCCACUCUGUACAUUACCUUUGCGAGGGGAAGUGGUUGUAUAUACGAACUUUGUAUCCCAGGUGGAAAAUUGAAGCAUUGUAGUUUUGUAUUGUGAAACUGAAACUGUAAAUAACUUCCUAGUGUCCACAUUGACAGACAGUAUUACAUAGACUAAUAAUGUAACAAGCAAAGAAACAAGGCAUGUACUGAGCUGUAACAGGGUUGUGUUUGUGAACUGUCCUUCACACUGAGGAAGAGAGAAAAACUGGAAACAUCCAAUGCUGAGCUACAACUUGUGGGCAAGAUACAGAAAGGUUUAAUGGAGGUGCUGCUCUGUUGGCAUCUAGUCUGCAUUAGUCAUGAGCGCCAAGGAGCGGAAAAAGUCACCCUGAAAAAAUGCUGAGACGAGGGAAUGCCGUGAGUGUGUGAAGACAUCCUGCAGUGAUGAAUGUUUGUUUGCCAGGCCAGAUGCUCCCUUCCAGGCAGGACUCAUGGCAGGAGAAGCUUCUACUUUGGAACACUGAGCUGAGGUAUGAAAAGGAAAUGGUCUCAGUAAAGUAUGGCUGUCCAUCUUUAUUUUGAAAGUAGUCAAUUUGUCUUAUGUACUUGAGCUCAACUUUCCAGAGUAUAUUAAUUUAUUUCCCCUACUUUGAGUGCUGGCUGGAGUGGUGCACAUGACUUGGUGCACACAGCCCACGCACAUCUUCAGGGGGACACGUAAUGACUCAGUCAAUCCCUUUCUAGAUAAAGAAAUGUAUAUAUUUAGUAUUUUUUUUAUACACACCUACUUACUUAAGCAGGAGUCAGCCUGAAAGUAUAUAUAUAUUUCAUGUAAAUGAUUGAAUGCUUGAAAGUUUGUGAAUGGCCAGGAUACUUUGUUGUAUGUACGUAAUACCAUUAGUAGUCAGUGUCGUAGUUGAAGUCAUGCCUAUGAUAAUCGUUAUAUGUUUGUUCCCAUGUUUCCCUUUCGCUCUGCAUGUCACGGACGGAAGCCACAAGAGGCGUAACAGCAUGAAAAAAUUACAGUUCUUUUCUUUGUCAAUUUGAUCUUUUCUGUAGCAAGGAUAGUUUUGUUGAGUAGCUUUCUUGCAUUAAAUAAAUACAAGUCAAGAUGUGACAUGAUAGAAGCUUAGAGUGAUGUCUGUAUACAUAGAAUUUUCUGGUACAUACAAACAUAACCAUUUUAAUUUAUCUUAACUAACUUUCUUGUGGCUGAGUCCUCCCAAUUUUGCUGUAGAUUGUGUACUCCAGAAUCCUGACCAAAUAUGGAUUAAUUUAUAUAUAUGUUGAGUAUUUGAACCAAAGGAAAACAUUCUCGCAUAUGAAUAGAGUUAGAAAGAAGGAAAGAAAAGCUGUAAGUAAACUCUAGUGUGUGGGAGAGACCUAUCCGUGAAGAGGCCGAGCCGUGGUCACCGGCAGCCAAUAGUCAGCCCCUGAGCACCGCCGCCUCCCUUGUCCUUGAUCCAGAGUAACGGGGCUCACUUACCUCACCAUUAACCUCAUCAUCAACCUCAUCAUCACUUGCUCUCAUUGGUUCAGGAACAGUUCAAGCAAGACUAAAUUGCAACAUUGCCUGCAACAUGCUGGUCCAUGUCAAAGAAGGCAAAAGACAGUGAUCAAAUUGAGUUCCAACUGUGUCUUGAUAUUCCCCCCUCGUUUAUUCUUCAGUAAAGGAAGCAGCUCAAAGGCUUCGAGAGAAUGUAUUAAUGGCCUUAAAAUUAAACGAUUUCAUGGUUGAGGAAAUCUGCUAUAUCAGAGGGGAGCAAGAAGUGUAACCAACCAAUGAAAAGCCCAAGAAGGGGGUGGUGCAUAGGGACUAGACCUUUGGCAGUGCUAAUUGUGGUGAGGUAGUGGUGAGUGGAGGGGUGAUGACUGGCAAGGGAGAUGAUGAGUGGUGAUGACUGGCAGGGGAGGUGAUGAGUGGUGAUGACUGGCAGUGGAGGUGAUGAGUGGUGAUGACUGGCAGGGUAAGUGAUGAGUGGAGUGGUGUGGAGUGGUGAUGCCUUGUAGAAUCCUUUAAAUUUCAGUUUGGCCUUCACUCUCUGGGGGGCCAAAACAUGAUGACGUCCAGUAAUUUAACAUUGCACUCGGAGGCCAAUAAAAGCAUAUGCACAACACCAAUUUGUACGCGCCAUUCCAGUCAGUACUCGCAUCAGGAAAAGAACAAUUACAUACUCUGGAAAAUGGAGUUGUAGCACAUUAUUAUCAUUAUUAUUACAGUAUUAUUAUUAUUAUUAUUAUUAUUAUUAUUAUUAUUAUUAUUAUUAUUAUUAUUAUUAUUAUUAUUAUUAUUAUUAUUAUUAUUAUUAUUGAGAUCCAUGAAAGGGCAUCAAAAUAAAAUAAAAAGUUGAUAAAGACCCAUACAUAGUCCCCUCAAUGUGCAGACAGGGAUAUAAAAAAGAGACAUUGACACUAAUGUAAGGAGAAGAAUCAAAAGAAGAAAAGAAAUUACAAAAACAAUGCCUAGUGAGUUAAGCAUCUUGAUGGACUAUUAGUGAAGGGAAGAAUGUUAAUUAAUCUUCAUUUGAUAGGAGUCCAGUUCUGUCUAUGUGUCUCAGCUCAGUUUUCCAUAGUAAAGUUUUUCUUUGUGAUAUGUUUGGUCACUGAUUGGAAUGAUAUGUGUGAAUUAGAAUACAUACUCUGUGAUUAGUCGUCAAAAACAUAUGAUCUUCAGUAUUGUUCUGAAGAGCCUCGCUGCAAGUAAAGUCUGAUAAUCAGGUUUAUUUCCCACAGUGCCAAAGGCAUUAUUAAUUAAUUUGUUCAAUGCAAGGUGAGAUCAUGUCAUGCUCAAUGUUGGAAUAUCUUCUUUUCUUUGAUGUUUUCUCAUGUUCUUGAUGUAUUGUAAUGUAGGACAAAACUUCCUUUAAGAAUUCCAAACUAGCAGCAAAGAUCUGUACUGAUAUGCUUUAUGAAUUGCAUUCCUGCCUGAAAAAUUAAGGCAGACUUUAGGGUUUAAAUUUUGAGUCACAUCAACUUGUGUUUGCCAAGAAAGAUUUUACUUCCAGGUCCUGCGUAGCUAAAGAGUAUGAGACAGGUGCCAGUCAAAACAUGUACAUUUUUAGUCCACUAGAGUCUUGAGUCUUGUCAGGGGCUGAGGCAAGCCAGGAAUGGAGACUGAGGCUGAGCCAUGCAUGGUGUGUACCUUACUGACUCUGUAUGUCUGUCUCUGCCUCCACAACACACACACACAUGCACACACAAUAUAUAUAUAUAUAUAUAUAUAUAUAUAUAUAUAUAUAUAUAUAUAUAUAUAUAUAUAUAUAUAUAUAUAUAUAUAUAUAUAUAUAUAUAUAUAUAUAUAUACAUACAUAUGCUGUAAAAGCUUGAUUUAGUGGAAUACUACUUGGUGGGAUAAUUUUAUUCCCCUCUUGCCAUGUAAGUUAGUGGAAAAAUUCCACUAAAUUGAGAGCAUUUCUGCAAAUUGCCGCCGUCGCCGCCGGGCUCCAUGUGGAGUGUCAGUCUGUUGUCGUUUGCCGCCACCAGGACUCCCUCACACUUUAGCGUUUUUAGUGCUUUUAGGUGUGUUUUACACAUGAAUUCUGUACUAAGUGCUGUACUGUGCAGUUGAUAUGUUACUGGAUGAUCCCUAUUUUCAGUGUAAGAUAACAUACAACAACACAGUAGGCAAAGUGUUAGGGGGCUGUGGGGGCCGGAAAAAGCAUUCUCUCGAUUUAGCGGAAAAUUAAAUUUUGUGAACUGGUGCUUGGCUGCAUUAAUUUACUAAAUCAAGCUUCUACAGCAGGGCUACUCAACUGGUGGCCCUCGGUCUGAAUCCAGACUUCUGAAUAUUGUAGCAGGACCCCAGGCUCCAGGAGGAGAAAAAUGUAAUUAAAUAACAUGAAGGUCCAGGCGAUGAAUUCUUGCAGGUGAAUUUCCUCAGCUGACUGUAGGCCCUACAGUCAGUCAAGGAAAUUCACUUACAAGAAUCUAUCGCCAAGACCCUAAUGUUACAUUAAUUACAUUUUUCUCCUCCUGGAGCUUUGGGUCCAGCUACAGUAUUUAUCUGGACCUCUGCAUACAUUUGAACUUGUCUAACUGGACCCUUACUCAUAAUAAUUGAGUAGCCCUGUUCUACAGUGUAUGAUUACAUUUCUGUCUUGUACGAGUCGAAGAUCCAAUUAUUUAUUUCAUUUUUUAAUUUUUAAAAAUUUUGGUUGUGUAGAAAACGUUUACGAUAAGGACAUUAACAAAUUUUGGCAGGGUUGGAUGAAGUCACAAUUAUGUUAAGACGAGGACUUGAAAACUGUCGAUUCAUACAAAGCCUUUCUUUGUACAUUGAUGGCACAGAUGUCUGCACAGCUGUGGUGGUGCAUUGGUGACCAUUAAUUAACACCUUUUUUUGAGGUGUGUUGGCACAAGGCAGGCCUUGGUGUGGUGUGCGUGGUGCCUUGCUGGUAACCAUCAACAUCUGUCCUUAAAGCAGCAGUGGUGUGUUGACACAACUGAACUGACAUUCUGCUAAAUCUGGAUCUGGAUACAUGAUGAUUAAAACUUUCCUUUGGAGCAUCAGUGGUGUGGUGACACAGGACUCACUGGUGACUGUUAACACCUGUCCUUGGAACAUUGAUGAGUGUAUCAGCAUGGCAGUGGUGAAAUGCUGUAAACCACUGAUGAACACCUUUCCUUGGAGCAUUAUUGGUGUGGCGGCCCAGCUUACAGUAUCAACGCCAGGCUGUCCAACACCUCCCUUUGGAGCAUCAGUGGUGUGCCAGCUCAACCCUGUGAUCAGAAGUAUCCCUGGUUUGUGUGGUGACUCACUGAUGACCACAGAUGACUGACAACUUCCUGAACUGCACCUUGUCAGGACUUUUGUUGUGUUGGUUGGAGGUCGGGGCAGCCGCCAGUCACCCUCCAAGUGUUGGCCCAAGCUAAAGUGUUUUGUUCACACCUUGAGGCAAACAUUCCAUUAUUUCUCAACAGCAAACACAAUGUAUAAAGCUCAAUGUGCAAUUUACAUAGUGUGUUUCCAAAUGUUUUAUAAUUAAAUUCAUUAGAAAAUAAAGACAUAUUACUGUA
Messenger RNA from Eriocheir sinensis (Chinese mitten crab), 11465 nucleotides. Its product is annotated as protein tweety-2-like. Gene Ontology annotation, cellular component: plasma membrane. The record is from RefSeq and is a predicted model, not a curated record. NCBI's taxonomy places the organism in Eukaryota, Metazoa, Arthropoda, Malacostraca, Decapoda, Varunidae. The transcript has 12 exons. Bases 218 to 1870 code for a protein of 550 amino acids. Gene Ontology annotation, molecular function: intracellularly calcium-gated chloride channel activity; volume-sensitive chloride channel activity.